AUGAUGAAGCGCACGGCGGACUGCCUCUUCUCGUUCCUCGACAGCACGGGGCAAUUGGACCGGUACAACGACGACUUCCUCUCCAAUCCCCCCAAGAAGUCCAAGCCGACGUCCCUCGGGAAGAAGCGAGCCCAGGAGGAGAUGGACAACUUUCUAUGGGAACUGGAGUUGCUGCAAGUGGAAGCUCAGCGGACCAAGUUGCUCGUGUUUACGUGCGAGCGCGAGUUGGAAGCAUAUGCGACCUUGCACGACGAGAUCGACAAGUCCAUUUUGACCGUCACGAGCGACAUAGAUCGGCUCAAGGGUGUUGUCGCCAACGAAAAGAUCAUCCGCUCGUACAAGGAAGAGUACGAGACGGCGGCGCGUGUGGUGAAUGAAAAUGCGUCUGCGAAACAGAGCGCCGAGGUAGUGGAAGGCCUUGAGGACCAACUGCGGUCGUCCACGGAGGCGUUGCAGGCCAUCACGGACCGCAUCGAUCUCAAGUCGAAGGAAGUGGCGCUGUUGCUUCGUGCCAUUCGCGACCUUGAGAGUGAUCAUCGUGAUCCAAGCGACGAAGGGAACAACACACCAGACCAAGAUGGAAAGGACGACCCGGAGCAAGAUGCCGAGUACGAGAGCAAGCACACCGACGAGAAGCAAGCACAUGUCGCGGCUGAGGCCUCUCCGCUGCAAGAAGCCGACGACGACGCGGCCCCUGAAGCAUCUCCACCGCCUCCUUCAUCCUCCAAAUCCUCCUCCAAGUCCCAUCGCCAUCGACACCGUCAUGACAAACCGUCUUCUUCUUAA
This is a messenger RNA of Aphanomyces astaci, 786 nucleotides long. RefSeq lists its product as hypothetical. NCBI's taxonomy places the organism in Eukaryota, Oomycota, Saprolegniomycetes, Saprolegniales, Verrucalvaceae. Gene Ontology annotation, cellular component: THO complex part of transcription export complex. The transcript has a single exon. The record is from RefSeq and is a predicted model, not a curated record. Bases 1 to 786 code for a protein of 261 amino acids. Gene Ontology annotation, biological process: mRNA processing.